CACACCGAUGGAGCCCUGCCGCGGUGCUGCCGGUUGGCUGGGCAGCCCCGGUGCAGCCGGGCAGGCCUCCGCACCCACCACCCCUUAGUCACCAGGGCUGGUGCCGGCAGGGAGCCGGGGAGCUGCAGGGAAGAGGGGGAUCUCGCCCGGGGUCUACCCCGGGGACACGCGGCUGCAGGAGGCAGGAAACACCCGGCGCAGUGUGGGGAGAAACCUCCGCGGCUCCGCCGUUCCCGUGUUUCCCCACUUGUGCACUCCCUGUUCCCGUUUCUGACGGGUAAACGCUGCUUUCUGACUCAGCCCUGCCCUUCCUCUGCUCACAGGAGCAGCAAGGAGCUGCUGUUGCAGCCAGUGAUCAUCAGCAGGAACGAGAAGGAGAAGGUCCUCAUCGAGGGCUCAAUUAACUCCGUGCGCGUCAGCAUCGCGGUGAAGCAGGCUGACGAGAUCGAGAAGAUCUUGUGCCACAAAUUCAUGCGCUUCAUGAUGAUGAGGGCUGAGAACUUCUUCAUCCUACGCAGGAAGCCUGUGGAGGAGAAGAAGAUCUUCAUGGUGCAGGGUCCCUACCCUGUCAUCCGCAGCCUGCUGCGGGCCCGGGGCUGGGUGGAGAGGAAGUUCCGUGGCACAGGCAAGGCGGGCGGCCGGCCGGAGCAGCAUCAUGGCAGCCAGGAGACGCAACUGCAGGAGAAGGAAAGUGAUGGUGACGGUGCUGAGCAGGAGGAGGCAGGGUUGGACCCACAGCCAGGGUUAGAUUGUGGUGGGGCACAGCCAUCCCAGGGGACAUCAGAGCCCCUGCACUCCCCAUCGCCACCCGAAGAGGAGGAGAAGGAGGAAGAAGAGCAAUGGGAUAAGGACCCUGAAGCCAUCCACAACCUCAUGUCCCGCCUGGUGCGGAACCAGGUGCCAUAUUUCAUCUGGACCAACCGCUGCAACGCCAUCGACUGCCGGCUGCUGCAGCAGGACCAGGUGGUGAACCACUAUGCCCGGGUGGGCGCCUUCACCACCAAGGAGGGGCUGUGCCAAAACCUGCGAAACCUGCCCUGGUUUGACCAAGCUGACCCCGACACCUUCUUCCCCCGAUGCUACCGGCUGAGGGUUGUGGAUGAGCGGCAAGCCUUCAUCGAAGAUUUCCGCCUGACAGCAGCCCGCAGCCUGCUCAAAGUGGCCAUGGAGAGGGCUGGGGACGGGCUGGUGGAGACAGAGCAGCCCCUGAAAUCCAGCGAGGGGCCAGCAGGGCCGGGGCCCCCUUUGCCCCCCCAUCUGGUGGAGGAAGCCCUGCAGGUCUGCAGGCAGCACCUGGGCAGCCUGGGGCACCAGGACAUCGACAGGGACCCCUGUGCCCCACAAGCCAUGGGCACUGACUGGGACCGCUUCCUGCAGGACUACUACCGUGUGGUGCACGAGGGGGCCGGGCUGGCACUGAGCGGUCCGCAGCGGGAGCAGUGCCAGGCUCUGCUGCAGCGCCUGGGCAGGGGCCUGCCCCAGCUCGGCAUGGAGGGCUACCACAACGUCUGGAUCCUCAAACCCGGUGCCAAAUCCCGUGGCAGGGGCAUUGUCUGCGUGGCGCAGCUGGAGGAGGUGCUGCGGCUGGCGGGGGUCUGCGCGUCGCCCUCGGCACGGGUGGGCGAGUGGGUGGUGCAGAAGUACGUGGAGCGGCCGCUGCUCAUCUUCGGCACCAAAUUUGACAUCCGGCAAUGGUUCCUGGUGACGGACUGGAACCCGCUGACCGUCUGGUUCUACCAAGAGAGCUACCUGCGCUUCUGCUCCCGGCCCUUCUCCCUCUGCCACCUGGACCCCGCCCGGCACCUCUGCAACGUCUCCAUCCAGAAGCGGUACAGGCUGGUGCAGGGCCGGCACCCCCGGCUGCCCCCCGACCAGACCUGGUCCUGCCAGCAGCUCCAGGCCUACCUGGCUCAGGUUGGGCGGGCGGGCGCCUGGCAGCAGGUGAUGGUGCCCGGCAUGAAGGCGGCGGUGGUGAGCGCCCUGCGCAGCGCCCAGGACCUGGUGGAGCACCGCAAGAGCAGCUUCGAGCUCUACGGGGCCGACUUCAUCUUCGGGGAGGACUGCCAGCCCUGGCUGCUGGAGAUCAACGCCAGCCCCACCAUGGCCCCCUCCUCGGCGGUGACCCGCCGGCUGUGUGCCAGCGUCCAGCAGGACACGCUGCGCGUGGUGAUCGACCGCAGGGACAACCCCGCCUGCCCCACGGGUGCCUUUGAGCUCAUCUACAAGGAGGCGGCCGUGCCCGUGCCCCUAUAUGUGGGGCUGAAGCUGAUGGUGCGAGGCUGCUCCCUGAAGAAGCCCAAGCUGGCACAGCACCAAUUACGGGGCAAGCCCCCCACCGCUGCGCCCCGUGCCCCCCAGCCCCUUGUGACCCCCGGCAUCUCCAGCAAAGCCACCAAGGUCCCCCAACAAGCCAUGGCGCUGGUGCCAGCAGCACCAACUGUCACCAGCUCUGCUCAGAAUGGGGAACACUGCUACCCCCAGCAACGCUGUGGGCACGGGGCAGUGGGGGACGCAUCCCUGCGUGCCAAGAAAAGAAACGGGUACUGA
Molecule: messenger RNA, 2547 nt
Organism: Calidris pugnax (ruff)
Lineage: Eukaryota; Metazoa; Chordata; Aves; Charadriiformes; Scolopacidae
Product: tubulin monoglycylase TTLL3
Exons: 12
Coding region: 472-2547 (691 amino acids)
Biological process (GO): cilium movement; cilium assembly; protein polyglycylation
Cellular component (GO): cilium
Molecular function (GO): protein-glycine ligase activity, initiating
Source: RefSeq, a predicted model, not a curated record